Phycodurus eques (leafy seadragon) is the source of this 1302-nucleotide messenger RNA. RefSeq names its product DNA-damage regulated autophagy modulator 2b (gene dram2b). Gene Ontology annotation, cellular component: lysosome. NCBI's taxonomy places the organism in Eukaryota, Metazoa, Chordata, Actinopteri, Syngnathiformes, Syngnathidae. The transcript is spliced from 8 exons. The record is from RefSeq and is a predicted model, not a curated record. Bases 217 to 1035 code for a protein of 272 amino acids. Gene Ontology annotation, biological process: photoreceptor cell maintenance; regulation of autophagy.
CGCGCAUGCGCGUUGGCUCAACCACGACUGAAGCGAAUGCUUCCUGUUUGGCGUCGUUUGCUUUGAAACAAUCCGACACAAAAGAAAAAGAGUCAAGUCUGAAUUGACGCUCCAGCAUAAACUGCACCAAAGUUUGCGUUUGAAAUGAGCUGCGCCGAUUGCUGUGGACGAUUUGACUCGCUUGAGUGACGACCCAAAGGAGCGCAGGAGGAAGCGAUGUGGUGGUUCCAGCAGGGCCUGAGCUUCCUGCCCGCCCUCCUGGCGGUCUGGACGGCGGCGGCCUUCGUCUUGGCCUACGUCACGGCGGUGGUCCUGAGGCACGUGGACCCUCUGGUGCCCUACAUCAGCGACACGGGAACGAUGGCACCGGAGAGGUGCGUGUUUGGCAUCAUGCUGGAUGUGUCGGCCUUUUUAGGCAUGGCCACCGUGUACGUGCGCUACAAACAAGUGGAGGCGCUGACGGGCGCCGAUGACGCCGACGGCGGCCGGAGCGUCUCCAGACUGAACCGCUUGGGGCUGCUGCUGGGCCUCUUCAGCUCCAUGGGCAUGUGCGUGGUGGCCAACUUCCAAAAAACGACGCUGUUCUGGGUUCACCUGCUGGGCGCCGUGCUGACGUUGGGCGUGGGCGCUGUGUACAUCCUGGCGCAGACGCUGCUGUCGCACCGCAUGCAGCCCCGCGUGCACAGCAGGAGGGUCUUCCACGUCCGCCUCGCCCUGGCGCUCUGGACCCUCGCGAGCAUCGUCGCCAUGUUCGUGUCGUCCGUCGUCAUGUACAGCAGCCUGCCCGGAGUGGACGUCGCCCGCAAGCUGCACUGGACGCCCGGAGAGACGGGCUACACGGCUCACAUCAUCAGCACGCUGUGCGAGUGGUCGCUGGCGUUUUCCUUCAUCAGCUUCUUCUUGACGUUCAUACGAGACUUCCAGAAAAUUAACCUCCGAGCCGAAGCGGACGUGCAGUGCCGCCACCUGUACGACCGGCCGCCCCGGAGCUUCGCCGCGUCCGAGUCGUCGCCGCUGCUGCCGGGAGACACGUAACCCCGACGAGUACCCAAAAGGAACACCACCACUAACACAACUUUUACAAGCACUUUUUGUACUGUUUUAUAACACCACCUACAAAAAUUAUUUGUUGGACAGCGAGCGAUAAGUCGGAACCGCUCAAGAAGUCGGCGAAGUGGGCCUUCACUUUCCGACAAAAAUUGUCUGUAGGAAAUAAUGGGAAUGCAAAAAUAAUCUGCAUGCUGUAUGACAAAGUAAAAUAAAAUUAAUGUACUCACCCUUUGAGGACACUUGGGAAAAUGA